Aplysia californica (California sea hare) is the source of this 417-nucleotide messenger RNA. RefSeq names its product solute carrier family 13 member 5-like. Bases 40 to 417 code for a protein of 125 amino acids. Gene Ontology annotation, biological process: monoatomic anion transmembrane transport. The record is from RefSeq and is a predicted model, not a curated record. Gene Ontology annotation, molecular function: transmembrane transporter activity. NCBI's taxonomy places the organism in Eukaryota, Metazoa, Mollusca, Gastropoda, Aplysiida, Aplysiidae. The transcript is spliced from 3 exons. Gene Ontology annotation, cellular component: membrane.
CUAACCUACCAAUUUGUUUGCAUUUCAGACUAUCUCAGGAUGACCCGGGUCUCAGUACGCCAGUGGUUGUGGUCAUGGCGCAGCAUUAUCAUCCUGUGGGUGACGCCACUGUUGCUCAUGCCUCUGCCUUUGGUCGUGGGGACCAAAGAGGCCAAGUGUGCGUUCGUGAUGCUGCUGAUGGCGGUGUACUGGGUGACCGAGUCGCUGACCGUUGGCAACACCGCAAUGAUCCCCGUGGCCUUAUAUCCCCUGUUUGAGAUCAUGCCGUCAAAAGAAGUCUCCGAGUGCUACAUGAACAACGUGUCCAUGCUGUUUGUGGGCGGGAUGUGCCUGGCUAUAGCCCUGGAGUACUGGAAUCUGCACAAGAGGAUUGCUCUCAGGGUCAUGAUGUUUGUCGGCUCAGAGCCAAAAUGGUGA